Phytophthora sojae is the source of this 474-nucleotide messenger RNA. It is a transcript of the gene SOL4B, whose product is annotated as elicitin. The transcript has a single exon. Bases 1 to 474 code for a protein of 157 amino acids. The record is from RefSeq and is a predicted model, not a curated record. Gene Ontology annotation, cellular component: extracellular region. Lineage: Eukaryota; Oomycota; Peronosporomycetes; Peronosporales; Peronosporaceae.
AUGCAGAGCGUGGCAAUCUUCCUGACCGCCUUCCUGGUCGUCGUAACAUUCGUGGCCAACGCUGAGAACUGCACGGUGCUGGAGGUGUACACCGCUCUGGAGCCUGUCGCAUCCGACGCCAACUUCGCCGCCUGCCAGACGGACAGCAACUACUCCUUGUUGUCGUUCGCGGCCCCAACACUGAAUCAGAGCGAGGCGUUCUGCGCCAGCUCCGCGUGUCAGACGCGGCUCAACACGACACUGUCCUCGGGACUGCUGCCGGACUGUCAGGUGGCCAUCGGAGCCCACAGACUCAACCUCACGAAUGCAGUCACAAUCGCCGCGAGGUGCCCAACGAGUCUGAUGGAGCGUGCAGUGAGCAAGGAGGAAGACCACGACACGAUCGGCCACACAGCAGACAACGUGGCCACCGUCGUGGGCCACUCGGUGCCCAUGGACGAACUGGGCGCGGCUCUCUCUACCCUCGGAAUUUGA